AUGCUUGCGGGCCAAUUUAUCCUCGCGAUUCAAUUCAUACUACUGCAAAACCCUUUGAGAGAACUUCGACAUGAGCGAGACCACGUUGCUCCCGAGAAGUUACCAUUUUGGCGUCGGACGUACUGGGCGCUUUGCGUCCUCUUCAGUUCUCGUGGAAUAGGAUGGACAUACCAGAUCCCCCAUCUUCUGCCUCGCCCCAGUACGCCUCGCCGGGAAUUCGCGUAUCAACAAGUCGUCAAGGCGGUCUGGUGGUACUUGAUUGUGGAUCUCGGCAGAGCCUACCAGCACUCGAACAGGCUCUUCUUUAGAGAUGCAGCCGACCUCUUUGGCGAGGGAUUCCCCGGCUACCUCCAUCGAUGCGUCAAUAUCGUUGCCUUCCUGGGUCCAAUGAUCAGCAUUACGGGCGUCAUGUACUGUCUUAUCGCUGCUGUGUUUGUCACCCUGGGCUGGUCUCCUCCCAGAGAUUGGCCACAUGUGUACGGGAAUUGGGCCGACUCAUACACAGUCCGGCGAUUCUGGGGACGUACUUACCAUCAGAACUUUCGCCGGUGCACAGCAGCAGUAGGGAAGGGAUGCUGCCGCCUACUAGGCCUGAAACCGGGAUCUUGGGCUUCCUCAUAUACGCAGCUGUAUGUCGGCUUCGCCACAUCGGGUUUCAUGCACUGCGUGGGCGACCUUGUGGUUAAUCCAAUGCUUUUCGGCACGUCCUUCCCAUUCUUCAUAGCCCAGGCAGUCGCCAUCUCGCUGGAAGACGCAGCCAUCGGCGUUGCGCGGCGGAUAGGCCUGCAGUCCCGGUAUCCCGCUCAUUUAUGGCGCAUGCUGGGGUAUGCGUGGGUGGUUUUAUGGUUUAGCGUGUCGGCGCCGUGGUUCAUCGCAGCAUCACUCCGAGUCGGGGCACUGUCUCCCGUUUCAUUCUCGCUGAUAGCGAUGCUGAGUUCCAGAAUGGAGCAUGUUUUGCGAAAUCAGCUUCUUCUUGCAAUCGCUGUCACGAAGUUGCAACCAGCAGAGAUGUGA
Messenger RNA from Postia placenta MAD-698-R-SB12, 1014 nucleotides. RefSeq lists its product as hypothetical. The record is from RefSeq and is a predicted model, not a curated record. NCBI's taxonomy places the organism in Eukaryota, Fungi, Basidiomycota, Agaricomycetes, Polyporales, Adustoporiaceae. The transcript is spliced from 4 exons. Gene Ontology annotation, biological process: lipid metabolic process. Bases 1 to 1014 code for a protein of 337 amino acids.